Molecule: messenger RNA, 312 nt
Organism: Linum tenue
Lineage: Eukaryota; Viridiplantae; Streptophyta; Magnoliopsida; Malpighiales; Linaceae
Source: the annotation of a GenBank genome assembly
AUGGGAAAUGGCACAAAAGGUCCUCUUGUUCAAAAUAAGACAGGUUGCGUCAUCUCCAAUUCUGUCUCCACUCACCAUGAGAUGCUCACCAGACAGCUAAAAGAUCGCGUCAAGAGACGCAGUGAAGUAUUUCGUAUUGUUGUACUCCUGGUGAAGAUCAACUCAUGGCCUCAACUGCAUCUCCCCAGCAAGAAAGUGAUGUUACUACUACACCCACUCGAUCUGGAAACUUUGGUCAAUUUCCAGUUGGUAGGAUCCUAUGAACCAAGUUUGGUCAAUUUCAUGGCUGUGAAGGCCAAUUUCAGAGGUUGA